AUGAGGAACCAGACCAAGGUCAAGGAGUUCUUACUUCUCGGAUUCACUGAGAACCACAACCUAGAGAUCUUUCUCUUUGUGCUUUUCUUAAUCAUGUACCUGAUGACCAUCACAGGAAACCUGCUCAUUAUUAUAAUCACUCUGACGGACGUCCAUCUCCAAACCCCCAUGUACUUCUUCCUCCGAAAUUAUGCCAUCUUGGAAAUCGGAUAUACAACCGCAGUCAUGCCCAAAACCUUAAUCAACUUGGCAUCUGGAAGGAAAACCAUCUCUUACGUUGGUUGUAUAACCCAAUUCUUUCUAUACUUCUUUUUGGGCACCACUGAUUUCUUCCUGCUGACGGUGAUGUCCUUCGAUAGAUAUGUGGCCAUCUGCCACCCUCUGCGGUACACCACCAUCAUGAGUGACCGUUUCUGCACUCUCUUGGUUCUAUUUUCGUGGAUAGGCAGCUUCAUCCUGAUUUUUAGCCAAACCAUGUACUUUACUCACUUCCCCGUUUGUGGCUCAAAUGUUGUUAACCAUUUCUUUUGUGACUUUGCACCAUUACACAUACUUCUGUGUGGGGAUACACGGCUCCUGGAGCUCAUGAGCUUCAUUUCUGCUGUGUUUUCUCUACUGGGAACUUUAGCCAUCACUAUUGUCUCUUACGGGAAGAUUAUCUCCACGGUUCUCCGCAUCCCAACUGCUUCAGGUAGACAGAAAGCCUUUUCCACCUGUGCUGCACACAUUAUUGUGGUCUCCAUCACCUAUGGCAGCUGCAUAUCUAUGUAUGUCAAUCCAGUGCAAGAUAAUAGGCAAAGCUUCAACAAAGUCGUGGCUGUUCUCAACAAUGUUUUGUGUCCUCUUAUGACCCCAUUUGUUUACUGUCUGAGAAAUAAGCAGGUCCAACAGGCUUUUCGAGACAUCACCCGGAAGUUGGCAACUAUAAUCCCAACAUUCCCUAUUCAGGCCCUUGAGAUACAGUGUGAUGUGCUGGCUAGAGUGUCAGGAUAG
Messenger RNA from Eublepharis macularius, 993 nucleotides. Its product is annotated as olfactory receptor 6C1-like. Gene Ontology annotation, molecular function: olfactory receptor activity; G protein-coupled receptor activity. The transcript has 2 exons. Bases 1 to 993 code for a protein of 330 amino acids. NCBI's taxonomy places the organism in Eukaryota, Metazoa, Chordata, Lepidosauria, Squamata, Eublepharidae. The record is from RefSeq and is a predicted model, not a curated record. Gene Ontology annotation, cellular component: membrane. Gene Ontology annotation, biological process: G protein-coupled receptor signaling pathway.